Pygocentrus nattereri (red-bellied piranha) is the source of this 4155-nucleotide messenger RNA. It is a transcript of the gene ripk1l, whose product is annotated as receptor (TNFRSF)-interacting serine-threonine kinase 1, like. The transcript has 12 exons. NCBI's taxonomy places the organism in Eukaryota, Metazoa, Chordata, Actinopteri, Characiformes, Serrasalmidae. Gene Ontology annotation, molecular function: JUN kinase kinase kinase activity; protein binding; ATP binding. The record is from RefSeq and is a predicted model, not a curated record. Gene Ontology annotation, biological process: signal transduction; protein phosphorylation. Bases 212 to 2254 code for a protein of 680 amino acids.
GGGGGUCUGGGAUUGGAGUCAGACGCGCGUUUAGUCGCUCUUCGUUCCGUUCAUCCUGUGCUCUGGUGUUGAUUUGCUCGGUCUGCUCGGAACGUCUUCUACUUUCACUUGCGAUGCGAUACCGGAACAGAAGUCCUUCCUCGGGAACUGAGCGCGCGAUGUGAAGCAGAUGUUGCGACUGAGUUGACUGAGUCUGAGUCGCAGUGAAAGCAUGGCUACAGCACCGAGCUUGGACGUCAUGAAGUCGUCGGAUCUGAUCAGAAAGGAGCGGCUGGAUUAUGGAGGCUUUGGGGAAGUUUACCUGUGCUACCACAUAACCCUGGGCCACGUGGUGCUGAAGACUGUGUACACGGGACCACCUCGGAACGAGCAGAAGCAGUCUCUGCUGGAGGAGGGCAGUCUGAUGAGCCGUCUAAACCAUGAACGUGUGGUCAAGCUGCUGGGGGUCAUCCUGGAGGACGGAUAUUACUCUCUGGUGAUGGAGCUCAUCCCUAAGGGAAACCUGCUUGCGUUGCUGGAAAGGGUCCCUGUUCCAACAUCCGUCAAAGGAAGGAUAAUUCUGGAGAUCCUGGAGGGAAUGGCUUAUCUAACAAACAACCAGAUCAUUCACAAGGAUCUGAAGCCGGAGAACAUCUUAGUUGACGAGCAUUUCCAUAUAAAGAUUGCAGACCUGGGACUGGCCACUCAUCAGACGUGGAGCAAACUGACCAGAGACGAGUCUCGCAGGCAGAGUCGUAAGGGUGUGGGCAGAAAGACGUCGGUGCGCACGGCCGGAACGCUCUGCUACAUGGCUCCAGAGCACCUGCAGAGCAUUCACACGCGCUCCACCGAAAAGUCCGAUGUCUACAGCUUCGCCAUCGUCGUCUGGGUCAUCCUGACCGGUCAGGAGCCGUAUGAGAAUGCCAGAAGUGAAGAUCAGAUUUGUCAGUGUGUACGUCAGGGAGACCGUCCUGAUGAGAGCCUUAUCCAUGAUGAUGCACCUCCCGAGAUCAUCAGCCUUAUGAAAGCGUGCUGGGACCAGGAACCUCAAAAAAGACCCUCAUUUAAAGAAAGCUACGAGUCUUUUUUGCCGUUCUACAAGAAAAAGCUUGAAGCAGACGUUGAGAGGGAUUUGCAUGGUCUCAUGGAUUUAUAUGAGGGCCCCUCAGAGCUGGUAGAGAAGAUGAAGUUCAUAUCAGUGGAGCCGGCAGUUGCUAAUGCAGGACCAGAGCUCUCAUCCUAUCAGCCUCCAUGCACAGACUCACCAACCCCUCUCCGAAGUUCGGAGCUUGGGCCGGUGGAGGCCAGUAUCGAGGAUCUCAGCUUCCUGCCCUCGGAGAGCCUACAAAUGGACGCAUCUCCAAUCAGCCCUGCCAACCUGGAGCAGAAACUAGCCCAGGAGCUCAACUACCACAAAUGGGGCAGUUACAGCCGCGUAGAGCCUCCUGAUCUCAGCCCAUACAGCAACCCCACUCCCAUUCCAGCCUCUCAGCCCAUGGCCAAUAACAGGUGGUGUGGAGACAUUCCCCAGCAAGUGUCCUCCUCUGUCCAGUCUUGGACCAAACCAAGCCCUUGCCCGAAUGCGCCAGAGGACCCACGGUGGCAGACCUCAGGCUUGGAUCAUUUUGACGGUCAAGUCAGGCCAGAUUAUGAGAGUCAGAUGUCCGGGCCCAAUCCGCAGCACUACGAGCGCUACAAGCAUCAGCAGCCACCGUACAACCGCUUGCAGUCAUGGCCGGAGGGGACGCAUUACCCGAUGUCAGAAUCGGCCCCUCUGGAAUCAAGUGCUGCAUUAGUCAGCACACCUGUGAUGUGCCCACAGCCAGAAACAGUCCCAUCAUUGUACAUCACUCAAGCCAGCGGGAUCCAAAUUGGGAACAACAACAUGAUGACUUUUCGUAGUUCUGAAAACAAUUCUCUCAGCUCAGUGUCCAGCUCAUCAGCCUGCAGCAAGUAUAAAGAGCUGCUGUUGAAAUACGAGGACCACACUGUUACUGAGGAACAUCUGGAGCUGGUUCGGGAGAACAUGGGUGGGAAGUGGAAGGCCUGUGCCAGGAAGCUGGGCCUUACGGAGGUGGAAAUGGACGCGAUCGAGCACGACUACGCCCGCGACGGCCUGGCCGAGAAGGUCCAUCAGAUGCUGGAGCGCUGGAAGAUGAAGGAGGGCCUUCAUGGCUGCACCGUGGGAAAGCUGUGCCGAGCUCUGGAUAAAUGCGUCAAAGGCGAUGUCCUCCUCAGGUUGCUGCUCAAAUCAAAAGACAGCACAGUUCCUUAAAACUUAACUUCUGGGGAUGCUAUUAAUGCCUUAUGGUGAAGGUCUGGUGGUCAUUAGGAGUUAGGACAGGGUUUUGUUUAAAAAUAUGCUUCUGUAUUCCUGUCUGCUGUUGAUCUAGAAUAGUACUGGCCAGUCAUCAGCAUCUAAUCAAACAUAAUCAGGCUGUCAGUGGUCCAGCACCCUGUGUUUAGCUCACCUACGGCGUUCAGUAGAGCGUCACGUUCAGGAUUUUGGUUGCAUGAGCCGGAGAACAAUGAAUGGCAGCAAGGGUUUUCCAUCACCUACACACACACACACACACACACACAUAUGUAUUUCUGCUGUUGAAACAAAACCCAGUGUCUCCAAAAACAUACUUUACUUUUAAUGUUAUGUCCAAAAACUGGAAACCGAAAAAGCAACUAGAGACACUAGAGAGGUUUUUGUUUCGACAGCAGCCAUAUAUGUAAAAUAAAUUGGCCUCUCUGUGGCUUCCUUCUCACCUCCUUCUUGCUCUGAGUUUUAAUGUAUAUUAUUUCUUAGCCUCUUUCCCUUCUUGUGCACUUUACCUCUAAUUUCAUUAGAAUGCUUUAUGAUCUUAAUUUGCACAGCUUGCCUUCAGAUUCUCAGCCUGACUCGUGGUACUUGAAUUAAGGGGGUCUUUCAUCCAAAAGGCCCAUUUUAAGCCGAUUAUGUCACUCUUUAGGGCGGUAUCUUUCGUUUGUGUAAACUUGGAGCUUCCACAGAACCUGAUUUUCAAUUCUUGUGGACUCUAGGAACAGUAAUUAGGUGGGGCUGCCUCACUGAGAUCAACACUGUCAUUUCUGCCUACCCAGGUUUCAGUAAGAAAAACAUAUCGACUUGAUGGUUUUUAAUUAACUGUCCAGCUUUAAAAGCCUUAUUGCUAAGUGAACAUUGAGUACUGCAGCAUAUAGAAACAAUAAGUGAUGUUUUCUGGUCACAAUGUUUGGAGGUUUUGCUGGACACUGUAACUAAAUUAGAAGUAUUAGAGCCUUGUUUCUUGUAUCCUUGCCACUGGCUACUAUACAGCACUGGGACAUUAUGGUGAAAUGUAUCCUGGUUUUCAGAACUUCAGUACUGUUCCCUCUCUCUGAGUGCAGGGGAGGGGUUCUCUCUUCUCCGUUGAUCUGUGAUGAACAUGAAUCGACAGCUGGGUGCUCCUUGUUAGCUGCUUCCAGUGGUAAUGAAGGAUGUGGACGGCACCAUCACUGUGGUAAUUCCAACCAUUUAAAUGGCCAAAGUGUCCCGCUGGACAGCUUGGAUGGGCGAACAGUGGGGCAGGGUUUUGGGAGAGGAGUUGCCCGGCACUUUUCCGAGCCACCUGUGGGCUGGCAGCAAUCGACUGAGGGAGCAACCUAGUCUCAGCACGUACUAAGUCCUUAAUUUUCUCUGAAAGGAGACGCUGGAGUGGAGAUGGAGUGAUGAGGACCAGUCUGGUGUUGCUGGAGGGUCAAGGUUGUCAUCCUAGGACUACAACAGCACGUCCUUGAAGGAUGUCUGAACGUGCUGCUGUAGCACUGCCUCCUUACCGUUAUCUUUGUGGUUGCCUGGUAGAUGAAGUGUUACGUCGAUCAUGUCCUUGUGCCGACCGUGUUUUGGCUGUGAUGAGCCACAUGUGAUGAACGCCAAUAGGUGGCGAAGAUAAGUGAUGACCUCUUUCAUUCCCUUAUUAUGACCAGAUGUGUCAUCUGCCAUGCAGAAUGUAAUGAGUUAAUUUUUUAGUAAAUCAUGUUUGUAAAGCAUUGUUUCAUGUAAAAUCAGUGGAUUCUCUGAUUGUACCUUUUAUUGACCUCAUUUUUUAUUUUAAAUAGCACAGAAUCGCUUUGGGAAAAAUCAUGGUUUUUAUACCCAUCUCAGUUUCUUUCUUAAUUCUGAAAGAUAUUAAAAAUAUGAAAAUAAAA